Molecule: messenger RNA, 1147 nt
Organism: Sphaeroforma arctica JP610
Lineage: Eukaryota; Ichthyosporea; Ichthyophonida
Exons: 4
Coding region: 18-446 (142 amino acids)
Biological process (GO): SCF complex assembly; protein ubiquitination
Cellular component (GO): nucleus
Source: RefSeq, a predicted model, not a curated record
AGGCAGCGUUUGAGUGCAUGUACACGCUUCUGGAUUGGUGUGUGACCAAAACCGACAUGGAGCCAUUCAUUAACCAAGUGAGUGCUGGCCUGGGCGAUCACUACGAUAUCAAAAUCUACGCCCAUCUGAUGCUGGUGCGCUUGUGCGCCUUAACGCCAUCGACUGUAGUACAACAACUGGACGGCAUAAUCGCGCGCAUAGCAAAGACAGUCAAGACUAAAGUCAAGGCCGAGGCAGUCAAACAAGAGAUAGAGAAGAACGAUGAGAUGAUCCGUUCCGCGUUGCGAGCUGUGUAUGCCCUAUCAAAGAUACCUGACGCAGAAUCGAAUACUGGCUUUGUCCAACUGCUUGAGUAUGUAAACAAGACGCACGCAUCUAAGUACGCGCCUAUUGUCAAGGAGCAGGAGAAUAGACUCUCUACCCACGACCCAAUGGACACGAGCUGAAUCGCAGACAUUUCGCAAAUCAGGAGUCAACCUACCUUAGCACUAUACUGAUGUGAGGGUAGACUACAAUAUGGGUGAAAGCGUUCAGCUUCCAGUACUACGGGACUUGUCGCUUCAUACUCCACGAGUGACCCAAGCUGAGAAGUAUAUUGCCAGGCAGAAUGUACUGGCCACAACAAGCAUUGCGUGGUAUCUUUAUCGCGUUUUCAGCAAACCUUUCGAUCUGUAUAUGGCGAACUAUCAUGGCACAGACGAGCUAAACAUUAAGAGUAUGUUAGAAAAAAAAUCUGGACCUUGUUCUUGUAUUAGGUUGUGAGCUCAAGCGACCCUGGUUUUCGACUAUGUGGAGAGAGGCAGUAACCCAUAUACGCGCCUGUUUCACGUGUCAGUGACCAAAUAAUUCAGGGAUACAAAUUCCCAGAGGGACAUUUUAGAAUAAAUAUGCCAAAAUCUGCCCGGUAGCGGCCAUGGGCCGGCGAUGAGUUGAUGACCAAACGACCAUUGACCACCAAGGCACCAAACAAAAGUUUGUCAUGCUUACAUACUGCCCAUUUAAACACAGAUCACUCACCACAGACCACAGUCACUGUCAGAAUCAGUGGAGUAUUGACUCUCAUGGAAAAGCUCUCUGGCACAGAAUUGGUUAUUAUGAAAAUUCCACAAAGAAGAUCGCGACAAGUUUGUGAUAAAAUGAUCGUCCG